Messenger RNA from Thalassophryne amazonica, 1322 nucleotides. It is a transcript of the gene sncb, whose product is annotated as synuclein, beta. The record is from RefSeq and is a predicted model, not a curated record. Gene Ontology annotation, molecular function: cuprous ion binding. Gene Ontology annotation, biological process: chemical synaptic transmission; synapse organization; synaptic vesicle endocytosis. The transcript has 6 exons. The coding region runs from base 159 to 512 and encodes 117 amino acids. Lineage: Eukaryota; Metazoa; Chordata; Actinopteri; Batrachoidiformes; Batrachoididae. Gene Ontology annotation, cellular component: axon terminus; neuronal cell body; cytoplasm.
UGAAGGGGGCCGUCCGUCCCUGUUCGUGGAGAUUAGCCCGAGGAAGCCCCACGUAUAGUGAUCAUCUGAAGAUAUCUCCCAUUCAGACGUUGGUUUGAAUCCACCGGAGCGCUCAGCCAUAAGGGGACGAGUCGGAGGCUUUUUGUCAAGAGGCCAAGAUGGAUGUGUUUAUGAAGGGUUUGUCUAAAGCAAAAGAGGGGAUGGCUGUGGCUGCAGAAAAGACCAAGGAAGGAGUUGCUGUUGCAGCUGAAAAGACUAAAGAAGGAGUUAUGUUUGUAGGUAGUAAGGCCAAAGACAGUGUUGGCACAGUUGCUGAGAAGACCACCGGUGCUAUGGGGAAUAUUGUCGCUGCCACUGGACUGGUGAAGAAAGACGAGUUCCCUGCUGACAUGAAUCCUGAAGAAUAUGGACAGGAGGCCAUGGAGGGCCAGGGAGAGGCAAUGCUGGAACCAGAAGGGGAGACAUAUGAUGAUACCCAGCAGGAGAGCCAGGACUAUGAGCCAGAGGCGUAAAAACGUCAGCCGGAGCCACUACCCAACCAGCAGCACAGUAAUAUUUCUAAUAAUAAAAAGGACAAAUGCUGAAACGAUUACGAUUAUACCCGUUGCAAAAAAAAAAGAAGAAAAAAGCCAAAAAAAAAAAAAAAAAAAGACAAGCAUUCCCACUGAAUAAUGUUCUUCCUUCGAGACAAAUCUUUUAUUAUAUAUUGUAAAUGUCAUGUUAUUAAUGUAAGGUGUUGGCUGUAGGUGUUUACUGAGGUGUAGGAUCGUCCUCUGUCUCAUUUCCUUGAAUCCCUCCCAAUGAAAUGAGACCAGCACCAGGACUUGUGACUUUGUACUUGUGUGUAUCUGUAUUUAAAAAUGUGCAAUAGAUGUUCAUCAUCUUCCAAUGAGACAUUGGGAGUGCGGAAAAAAAAAUAAGUACAGUAUGUCCGGUUGCAAGCAGAUAUGAACAAUAUAUCCUCUUAAGUGUCUGCAAUGCCUGUUUGUGGGGUUUUUAUGAAUUUUUUUUUUGUUAUUGUUGUUCCUUUUUGCAUUGAUUUUUUUCAAAUUGAGUUCGUUUUUUGGAGUAAAGGUUUUUUUACAUUGUAUCUUUAUAGUUGCUUGUGAGAUCAUUCCAGUAAAUUAUCUGUUAGAAAUGAACAAAGUACAUGUUUUUGUGUGCGUGUGUGUGUGUGUGUAUACUGAAGAUUUUAACAAGUUAAAAUCAAUAUAUGUCUUGAAAUCAUACUGGUUAUCAUAAUAUGUGCUUUAAAUUGCAGGAUUUGUCAAUAUAAAGGUUUAUGUGUUAAGCCAGUCGAACAACCUCUGUAAAUAAAAAGU